Molecule: messenger RNA, 651 nt
Organism: Penicillium mononematosum
Lineage: Eukaryota; Fungi; Ascomycota; Eurotiomycetes; Eurotiales; Aspergillaceae
Product: DUF3632 domain-containing protein
Exons: 1
Coding region: 1-651 (216 amino acids)
Source: RefSeq, a predicted model, not a curated record
AUGACUGAUUUUUGGAAUAGCGACUUCCCGACGAUGUCGGGAACUCACCGACUCAAUUUGGCAACAUUCCUUGCUAAACUAGCAUCAACUCGCGUCGGCAAUGAUAGGCUGUGCCAGAUUGCCCUUAUUUUCUUCCGCAAUCUGUUUGAGGAGAGACAAGCACUUCGCAGCGGGGAGGAGUCGGAUGAUGAAGAUCCAAAGCGACGCAUACAUCAGCUUGAAAUUUUCCACUUGUUGCCAGCUGCCGUGGCUUGGCUCCGUCAUGCUGGCCACAAUCUUAUUCUGCUCUCAGAGGUCUAUUGGGGCGAUUGCCCUAGUACCGUCAGCCAGGGUGGCACGAAGUUCAUCGAGUCGGAGCUUUGGCAACGAUCACCCACUGGAUUCUCGCCAUGGAGAUACAUGUACUGGCUCAAGCGCCUCCAUGAAAUCCAGGAGGAGGCCAAAGAGGCCAAAGAGGAACUCUUGGAAGAGUACGCCACCGAUGCCAUUGAUUACAUGGUCGGCAUAGUCGAGGAACGAAACUCCGGAGUUUUGAGGGCAUACCAGAACGGUGGAGAUGCCUUGCAUCAGGGAAAAAAUCUGCGUUGCCUAAAGGAUCUUCUGAAGAGUGAAGCUGCCGAGAAUGAAGAGUCGAAGGAUAGCGCAGAAUAA